Rhinocladiella mackenziei CBS 650.93 is the source of this 1842-nucleotide messenger RNA. RefSeq lists its product as uncharacterized. Bases 1 to 1842 code for a protein of 613 amino acids. The record is from RefSeq and is a predicted model, not a curated record. Lineage: Eukaryota; Fungi; Ascomycota; Eurotiomycetes; Chaetothyriales; Herpotrichiellaceae. The transcript is spliced from 2 exons.
AUGCUCGAAGAGCCUCAGCAAAAUACCCUGCUCCCCAUGUUUAUCAACAUAGCUCCCUUACGUUAUGGAACAGGCUACGAUUCCUGCGAAGUCGAAUUGAACUUCGCAUCCGCUGCUGACUUGUCCGGAAAUACACUACGCCCCAGAGAACUUUGCGCAAAAACUCAAACGGACUUUGCCAUUGUCGAUGGUUGGAUUGAAAAAUGCACAAAAGAUCACAAGAAAUGUGGGAUGGACAGCGGAGGAUGGUAUCCAAGUCGUCUGCUAUACCUCAGACCACGCGGCCCAAAAGCCAGGCUCGUAUUGUCCAAGGAUCAUCCUCCCAAAGGUCAUUAUAUAACCCUAAGUCAUCGUUGGGGCGUCGAGUCGUACACAAAACUAACAUCGACAACAAUACAAGAACUUCAGGCGACCAUUGACAUCGUCAGUCUCCCGCAGAUCUUUCAGGAUACUAUUACGAUCGCCCUUCACCUUGGCAUUUAUUACCUUUGGAUCGAUACUCUGUGUAUCAAGCAGGACAAAGAUGGUCGAUCAGACUUGAGAAACGAAUUACAGGACAUGGAAAAGAUAUAUUCGUGCGCUUUUCUGAAUGUAUCGGCAACAAUGUCAAUCGAUGGCUCCGAAUCUCUCAUUAUGGACCGUUCCCCAGAUCCUCACUACCCUUCAGAGCUCGAACUAAUCGCCAAUGAUACUCGUCAAAAAUUCAUGAUAGUGGACGGUGACAUGUGGUCCGACGAAAUUGAUAAUGCUCCACUCAACAAAAGAGGUUGGGUAUUCCAAGAACGUUUUAUGGCGCGUAGGAUCCUCCAUUUCGGGCGCCAUCAAAUGGGAUGGGAAUGCUGUGAGCUUGCUGCUUUGGAAAUGUUUCCGAAUGGAUUGCCUCGAACAUCCGCUAUGUCAUUUAUUUCAAAACCAAAAAUCGAAACGGCGAUGGCGACACUGAUCCAAAAUCCUGACCGUGUUGACGACACCCAUUUUGUUGAGUUAUGGCAACUCCUAGUACACGAGUACUCAAAAUGUACACUUACGUACUCCGAGGACAAGCUUAUUGCAUUUUCGGGUAUUGCCAAACGCAUGACUCGACACAGGAACGAUUAUUACAUUGCCGGUAUGUGGAAGAAAAGUAUGGUAUAUGAUCUCGGGUGGUGGAGGCCUACGGAAGUUCGCAUGGCCCUCCCGAUUAGGCUGACUCCCUUUCGUGCCCCCAGCUGGUCGUGGGCUUCUGUUGACGGCGAAACACUUUUCCCAUCCACCUUUGGAGGAGUACAGGCUCAUUUUGCCGAGGUUGAAGAGGUCCUGGAGCCCAUCGAGAAUGACAGAAGUGCCCCAACGACUGGAAUCUUAAUCCGAAUCAGGGGAUUGGGUCUCCCUCUGAAAGUCUUGUGGUGUGAAGAAAGGAUUACGAGCUUCGAGGUGGCUGGCGUUCGCUUCUGCACGGGCGAUUCACCACGCGACUCAUUGAUCAGCCUAGAAUAUCCUCAGGAAGAGGUGCAAGAACUGAUUCAACGAGGAAGAUUGUCAUUCUUACCUCUGUUCGCUACCAGUUAUCUCAUUCACGGAGCUGUGCUUACAAAGACUCGUGGAGUUGGCACUCAUCGACGGCUUGGGGCAGUGGAGAUCCCCGUCAUGAUAGAAUCUGACUUUACUACAUCUAUGUCAAUGGGUGAAGGGAGUGGUCAGAAAGAGCAAUGGAAUCUUUUCCAGAUGGAUGGCCCGACGAGGAAGCUCCCUGGAUCGACUGAUCAAACCACGCAUGUAAGUUCCUACUGGAGUAGAUCUGCAGUAAAACUGCUGCAUUUGCUCUAUUCAGCACCUACACGUCGCAUCAUUGAUAUUUACUGA